AUGGAUUCAAAGUUGGUAGUCGGCCACGUCAACGGAACUUAUCAGGUUAAGGAUAAUCGUUUGCUGCGCUACUUCCACAAAGCUCAAACCCUGCUUCAAAACUUCACCGAGGUUAGCGUCGUCCAUGUACCCAGGGAGCAAAACGCAAGAGCAGAUUUCUUGUCUAAGUUAACUCACUCUAAGGAGAGAGCUCAUUUAUCUUCAAUCAUCAAGAUGACUCUCGACCAUCCAGUCGUGGAAUCUUUCGUCACCGAUGUGUCAACACCCAUUACAGACUGGCGACAGAAGAUCAAGGAUCUCAUGGUGAAACAGGAACAAGGAGAGAGCAUUACUCCGACUGAGUCAAAACGCAUUGCACGUUUCCUGUGCAUAGGCGACGACCUAUACCGUCGCGGCCACAGUACUCCUCUAUUGAAGUGUAUAUCAGAAGAUGAAGCUGACUACGUCUUGCGCGAGCUGCACACCGGGAUAUGCGAAUUUCAUUCGGGCAAGCGGACACUCAGAGCACGAGGGCUCCGCGCCGGAUAUUACUGGCCCACGCUCGACCAAGAUUGUGAGACGUUCGUCAAGAAGUGUAUCUCCUGUCAAGCUCAUGGUCACGACAUCCACGCCCCUCCCGAAGACUUGCAUGAAGUCGAACCGCUGUCCGUCAUCAGUGCUCAGCGUGUGCAGAAGUUCAUCUGGCGCUUGAUUUGUCGAUUCGGUAUACCGCAGAAGAUCAUUACUGAUAACGGUCGCCAGUUCGUCGAGCGCAAACUGGAAGAAUUCCUCAGCAAUUUGGGCAUCAAACAUGUCACCUCCUCGGUCGAGCAUCCUCAAACGAACGGCCAAGCCGAGGCCGCAAACAAAGCCAUACUUACUGAAUUAAAGAAGCGACUUGGUGAAGCCAAAGGCUUGUGGGUAGAAGAACUACUAGAGGUCUUAUGGGCAUACAGGUGCACUCCACACGGAUCCACAAGGGACACACCAUUCAACUUGACUUAUGGCACUGAUGCCAUGCUCCCAGUCGAGGUCGUCGAACCCUCGUUAAGACGGAAUAUCACUAACAUGACGGUAAAUGAAGCACAGUUGCGGGCGAAUCUCGACGUUCUUCCUGAGCGUCGAGCGGUCGCUACCAUCCGUGCAGAGGCGCAAAAGCGAAUGCUAUCUCGCCGUUACAACACCAAAGUCAAACCCAGAACCUUCAAAAGCGGCGACCUGGUAUGGCGCAAAAGAGGAGAGGCUAGGAAGAAUCGAGCGCACGGCAAACUAGCUGCCAACUGGGAGGGCCCAUUCCGUAUCGUCGAGGACAUGGGAAUGGUGCAUACCGUCUCCAACUCCUCGACGGACAGCCCGUUCCUAACACCUGGAAUGCUACUCAUCUUAAAUAUUAUUAUAGUUAGCAUUCAUCUUUUGGUUGACACAUUAUUCGUUUCUGUUUCAAAUAAAAAGUAUAUUUCCUCUUUAUUAUUACUUCAUUCCAUUUAUCAUUUCUCUUAUGUCGAGUCCCAAAGCCGUUGUCGAUCGACCCAGGCACAUCCAUCUUCGAACGACUUGGAAAUAUUUCAAUUGGUAGAUGUUCUCCCAUGA
This is a messenger RNA of Vigna umbellata (rice bean), 1569 nucleotides long. Lineage: Eukaryota; Viridiplantae; Streptophyta; Magnoliopsida; Fabales; Fabaceae. The record is from RefSeq and is a predicted model, not a curated record.